Molecule: messenger RNA, 3377 nt
Organism: Ceratina calcarata
Lineage: Eukaryota; Metazoa; Arthropoda; Insecta; Hymenoptera; Apidae
Gene: nAChRbeta1
Product: nicotinic acetylcholine receptor beta1
Exons: 5
Coding region: 343-1902 (519 amino acids)
Biological process (GO): monoatomic ion transmembrane transport
Cellular component (GO): postsynaptic membrane
Molecular function (GO): transmembrane signaling receptor activity; acetylcholine-gated monoatomic cation-selective channel activity
Source: RefSeq, a predicted model, not a curated record
CUUGCGAGCAACCCUGUCCAUCAUCCCCCGAAACUGGGUGCACGUCACACCCUAGUCGUGCAUUCCAACUUGGAACGUCGACUGGCUCGCGCGUAAGCGUCAUUCCGUUUCACUGUGGGGUCAAAUCAGUGGAAUAAGAAGUGUCAAAGUGGGAAAACGUCGACUAGAACAGUUCAAGGGUCGUACGAUUAAUUCCGCAAGGAUGGAAGAGGGUGUGCGUCGGCGGAUCGGACGGCAAGAAAGGAAGUUCACUUAUUGGCCAGCGUCUGCGUCCUCAUAUUGAUCUGUUAGGGGUGGCUUCGCGGAGUGUCUACGGGUGGGACACCUGAAAACUGUCCGAAAAUGUAUUUUUGUUUGCGACUCGCACGUUUCCUUCUCGCCUCGGCGGUCUUCUGCGUUGUUCUCUGCUCCGAAGAUGAGGAGAGGUUGGUGCGAGAUUUGUUCCGAGGGUACAAUAAACUCAUCAGGCCCGUGCAGAACAUGACGGAGAAGGUGCACGUGAAUUUUGGCCUCGCCUUCGUGCAGCUGAUCAACGUGAACGAGAAGAAUCAGAUUAUGAAGUCGAACGUAUGGCUGAGAUUUAUUUGGACAGAUUAUCAACUGCAGUGGGACGAGGCAGAUUAUGGUGGAAUCGGAGUUCUUAGAUUGCCGCCAGAUAAAGUCUGGAAACCGGAUAUCGUAUUGUUUAACAACGCUGACGGGAACUACGAGGUGCGGUACAAAAGCAACGUUUUAAUUUACCCAAACGGCGACGUUCUCUGGGUUCCGCCCGCCAUUUACCAGAGUUCCUGCACGAUCGACGUCACGUACUUCCCCUUCGACCAGCAAACGUGCAUCAUGAAGUUCGGCUCGUGGACAUUCAACGGCGACCAGGUCUCACUGGCUCUUUACAACAACAAGAACUUCGUCGACUUGUCCGAUUACUGGAAGAGCGGUACCUGGGACAUUAUCAACGUCCCGGCUUACCUGAACACGUACAAAGGCGACUUCCCUACGGAGACGGACAUCACCUUCUACAUCAUCAUCAGACGCAAGACUCUGUUCUACACGGUGAACUUGAUCCUGCCCACGGUUCUCAUCUCGUUCCUCUGCGUUCUGGUCUUCUACCUUCCAGCCGAGGCCGGCGAGAAAGUCACGCUAGGGAUCAGUAUUCUGCUAUCACUGGUCGUGUUUCUGUUGCUGGUCAGCAAGAUCCUGCCGCCGACGUCCCUGGUACUUCCCCUGAUCGCCAAAUACCUUCUGUUCACCUUCAUUAUGAACACUGUCAGUAUUCUGGUAACCGUGAUCAUCAUCAAUUGGAAUUUCCGUGGGCCAAGAACACACAGGAUGCCGCAGUUGAUCAGAAAGAUAUUCUUGAAGUAUCUACCGACGAUCCUGAUGAUGAGAAGACCGAAAAAGACUCGUUUGAGGUGGAUGAUGGAAAUCCCGAACGUCACGUUGCCCACUUCUACUUAUUCCGGAAGCCCGACGGAGCUGCCGAAACAUUUGCCAGCGUCAUUGACCAAAUCAAAGAUGGAGGUCAUGGAACUGUCCGAUCUGCAUCAUCCGAAUUGUAAGAUUAACAGGAAAGUUCAUCAUACUACUAGUGGAUCGAGCGCAGCCGGUGGGGAAGGAUUGACUGACAGGAGGGGAUCUGAGAGCUCGGAUUCGGUGUUGCUCAGUCCGGAAGCUAGCAAGGCUACGGAGGCAGUGGAGUUCAUCGCUGAACACUUGAGAAACGAAGAUCUGUACAUACAGACAAGAGAGGAUUGGAAGUAUGUAGCGAUGGUGAUCGAUCGGCUGCAGCUUUACGUCUUCUUUCUGGUGACCACCGCGGGUACCAUCGGGAUCCUCAUGGACGCGCCUCACAUUUUCGAGUACGUCGACCAGGAUCGCAUUAUAGAGAUCUACCGUGGAAAAUAAAUCCAGAAAAAAUCUAGCGAAUUACUAAAGAACGGCGUGCCGUUUCAGUGCUGCCGUCAUUUUUCAUUUCAUCUGACAUCUCUCAUCGAGGUUCAUUCACUUCAUGUAAAAAUACGUGUAUCUGGUAUUCGAAGUCGAGCAGUAGCACGUGCUCAAAAUUCUUUUAAUCUGUUAUACGUUGUAUUACGUCGGGAACUUUUCAAUUUUAGGAAAUCCUUUGUAAACAAUCUUCGUGUUAAAGGUAUUUAUUUUCAUCUCUUAAUUGUUAUUAGAAGAAUAAAGUUUCAUGAAAGGAUUGCGUAUCGAUAUUGAUGAGGACAAGGAAAACUCCGGACGGAAAUACUCAUCUAAAUUUUUAUAACGAUCAAUCCUUUCUUUAUUUUAUACCGACGAACAACAGUCGAGAUAAAAAGAACUCGUGAAACUGUCAAGGGACGAAGCUUGUGUGAUCGAUUUCAUCGAUUAAAAUUAUAGAAUACAAUUUUCUAAAUUAUUAAAAGAUAUUCCGGUUUAUUUGCUUAUGCCAAUUGAAUGAAAUUAAUUUCAUAAAUUCUUAGACAAAUCAAUUGUUUUUCAGAUUAUGUAUUGAGUAGAAUUCUAAUUACUUUACAAGUUAAUCAUAAUUGCACCCGUUAAUUGUCUUCCUUGAACAACUUCGUCACGAGUAUGUUAAAAAUGUGCGAUGAAUACGAAUAACGAUUUUAAGAGAAACGAAUAUCCUAUUGACCAAGCAUCCUAGACGAGCAACUGGUUAAUUGGGAUUAAUGAUAAGCAUAGAGCGUAGAUAUCAAAUAAUUUUGAUAUUAAUCGUGCGAAUUACUCUGUUGCCAUUAUUAUAAUCUAGCAGGAAUUAAAUCAUCGCGAAUGGAGAAUCGAAGGGUCGUGACAAUCGUUCAUCAAUCGACUGUACCUCGACUUUUCUAUUUCGUUCUUCCUGAAAUUUGAGAAGAUUAUUUUACAAUCGAAUAAAAUAUUCAACUCACAUUUAAAUUCAAUUGUCAAGCGUGAAAAUUUAAUAGAAAUCCAAAUAAGGAAAUCUGUGCUUGAGGCUUUCCCAAAUAUCUCAGCUGUCGAAAACGGAAUUUCAAUACGCGACUCGAUGCUCGAACAGUUCUUCAUCAACGUAUGAAAAACUGAAUCGUCGCGUCGCGUUCAACGGAAAGAAACGCACAUUAGAAAGCACAACGUCGCGACCCCGAGCAUUUAAUCUUUAAUUAAAAUGGAAGAAAUGAAAGAGUUUGGAAAUAUCGUAUCGUAUGAUAUUCGACGCUACCUGUAAUAUUGUACAGAUUAUUGUUAAAACGGUCAUGUUUUCUCUAAUAGAAAAGUUUUGCUCCGAGCGCGAGAGAAUGUUUACGGUUACCGAUUUCUAACGAUCGUUAAUUUUCUUAUAUUGUAUCAUAUGUAUGUAUCGCCUACACUUGUACCUCGCGAAUCGUCCCGAUUGUUAAGUACAAUUAUAUGAAGUGUUAUCA